AUGAACGAAGUUGAAGACCACGUGGCAUUUUUGAUCACGGUCCCCACCGCCCUGGCGAUUUUCUUCGCGAUAUUCAUCCUCGUGUGCAUCGAGUCCGUGUUUAAGAAGCUGCUCCGCCUCUUCUCUGUGGUCAUAUGGCUCUGUCUCGUCGCCAUGGCACACUUGUUCAUGUGUUUUGGAGGCACUGUCUCUCCCUGGGACCAGGUGUCAUUCUUCCUCUUCAUCAUCUUCGUGGUGUACACCAUGCUGCCCUUCAGCAUGCGAGACGCCAUCAUCGCCAGCGUGCUCACGACUUCCUCCCACACCAUCGUGCUGAGCGUCUGCCUGUCUGCAACGCCCGGGGCCAAGGAGCACCUGGUCUGGCAGAUCCUGGCCAACGUGAUCAUCUUCAUCUGCGGGAACCUGGCGGGUGCGUACCACAAGCACCUCAUGGAGCUCGCUCUGCAGCAGACCUAUCAGGACACCUGCAAUUGCAUCAAGUCCAGGAUCAAGUUGGAAUUUGAAAAGCGUCAGCAGGAGCGGCUCCUGCUCUCCCUGCUGCCGGCCCACAUAGCCAUGGAAAUGAAAGCUGAGAUCAUCCAGAGGCUGCAGGGCCCCAAAGCCGGCCACAUGGAAAACACGAACAACUUCCACAACCUGUACGUCAAGCGACACACCAACGUCAGUAUCCUGUAUGCUGACAUUGUGGGGUUCACCCGGCUGGCCAGUGACUGCUCCCCAGGAGAGCUGGUCCACAUGCUGAAUGAACUCUUUGGGAAAUUCGAUCAAAUUGCAAAGGAGAAUGAAUGCAUGAGAAUAAAAAUCUUAGGAGACUGCUAUUACUGCGUGUCUGGACUCCCAAUCUCCCUCCCUAACCACGCCAAGAACUGUGUGAAAAUGGGGCUGGAUAUGUGUGAAGCCAUAAAGAAAGUGAGAGAUGCUACAGGAGUCGACAUCAACAUGCGCGUGGGGGUGCAUUCCGGGAAUGUCCUCUGCGGCGUGAUUGGUCUGCAGAAGUGGCAGUACGAUGUGUGGUCCCAUGACGUCACCUUGGCCAAUCACAUGGAAGCCGGAGGGGUUCCCGGACGCGUCCACAUUUCCUCUGUCACCCUGGAGCACUUGAACGGGGCUUAUAAGGUGGAAGAAGGGGACGGCGACAUCAGGGACCCGUACUUAAAGCAGCACCUGGUGAAGACCUACUUCGUGAUCAACCCCAAGGGAGAACGACGGAGUCCCCAGCACCUCUUCAGACCUCGCCACGCCCUCGAUGGAGCCAAGAUGAGGGCGUCCGUGCGCAUGACCCGGUACCUGGAGUCGUGGGGGGCGGCCAAGCCCUUUGCGCACCUGCACCACAGAGACAGCAUGACCACGGAGAACGGCAAGAUCAGCACCAUGGAUGUACCAAUGGGUCAGCAUAACUUUCAAAAUCGCACCUUAAGAACCAAGUCACAAAAGAAAAGGUUUGAAGAAGAACUGAAUGAAAGGAUGAUUCAAGCAAUUGAUGGAAUUAAUGCCCAAAAGCAAUGGCUCAAGUCUGAAGACAUUCAAAGAAUCUCAUUGCUUUUCUACAAUAAAAUACUAGAAAAAGAGUACCGAGCCACGGCGCUGCCGGCCUUCAAGUAUUACGUGACCUGCGCUUGCCUCAUCUUCUUCUGCAUCUUCGUCGUGCAGAUUCUCGUGUUGCCGAAAACGUCCAUUCUCGGGAUCUCCUUCGGAGCUGCGUCUCUCUCGCUUGCCUUCAUCCUUUUCGUCUGCUUCGCUGGACAGCUUUUGCAAUGCAGCAAAAAGGCCUCCGCCUCCCUCCUGUGGCUUUUGAAGUCGUCGGGUGUCAUCGCGAACCGCCCGUGGCCCCAGAUCUCGCUCACGGUCAUCACCACGGCUAUCGUCCUAACCAUGGCCGUGUUCAACAUGUUUUUCCUGAGCGACUCAGAGGAAGCAAUCCCUUCCACCGCCAAUACGUCAAACACGAGUCUUUCUGCCUCGAGUAAUCAGGCGGCCAUUCUGCGUGCACAAAACCUGUUUUUCCUUCCGUACUUUAUCUACAGCUGCAUUCUGGGAUUGAUAUCCUGCUCCGUGUUCCUGCGGGUGAAUUACGAGCUGAAAAUGUCCAUCAUGACGGCGGCGUUGGUGGGCUACAACACCGUCUUCCUCCACACCCACGCCCACGUCCUGGACAGCUACAGCCAGGUCUUGUUUGAGAGACCAGGUAUUUGGAAAGACUUAAAGACCAUGGGCUCGGUGUCUCUCUUCAUCUUCUUCGCCACCCUGCUCGUUCUGGGUAGACAGAAUGAAUAUUACUGUAGGUUAGACUUCUUGUGGAAGAACAAGUUCAAAAAAGAGCGGGAGGAGAUAGAGACCAUGGAGAACCUGAACCGCGUGCUGCUGGAGAACGUGCUUCCUGCGCACGUGGCUGAGCACUUCCUGGCCAGGAGCCUGAAGAACGAGGAUUUAUACCACCAGUCCUACGCCUGUGUCUGCGUCAUGUUCGCCUCCAUCCCGGACUUCAAGGAGUUCUACACGGAGUCGGACGUGAACAAGGAGGGCUUGGAAUGCCUGCGGCUCCUCAACGAGAUCAUCGCCGACUUUGACGACCUGCUGUCCAAGCCAAAAUUCAGUGGAGUUGAAAAGAUCAAGACCAUCGGGAGCACAUACAUGGCAGCGACGGGUCUGAGCGCCGUGCCCAGCCAGGAGCACGCCCAGGAGCCCGAGCGCCAGUACCUGCACAUCGGCACCAUGGUGGAGUUCGCCUUCGCGCUGGGGGCCAAGCUGACCGCCAUCAACAAGCAUUGCAAUAAUGAUUUCUGCUGUGCCGCAGGCAUGAACCACGGCCCCGUGAUCGCUGGUGUGAUCGGCGCCCAGAAGCCACAGUAUGACAUCUGGGGCAACACCGUCAACGUGGCCAGCAGGAUGGACAGCACCGGAGUCCUGGACAAGAUACAGGUGACGGAGGAGACCAGCCUCAUCCUGCAGACCCUGGGGUACACGUGCACGUGUCGAGGAAUAAUCAACGUGAAAGGGAAGGGGGAGCUGAAGACGUACUUCGUGAACACGGAGAUGUCUGGGUCCCUGUCCCAGAGCAACCUGGCUGCCUGAAGAGUCGCCGUGUCGGUGGGAAGACCGUGUUUUCAGGAAGGUACAAUGCACUUUCUGACUGCAACUUUUGUCCCUCGUUUCUUGAUGUGCGUGCUCUGUCCUGUCCUCUGGAGCCUCUGCAGACUCAUUCCUGUGACCCGGUGGCAUUCCGUUUGGUGUGUGACGUGUGCCAAGAUCGCUCUGCCACUUGCACUGUGCUUACUCCUAAAGACAAGAGAAAGGAGUGUGAGAGAGAGGAGAAACGUUCACAGAGCCGCCACGGACGGUGGAGGCGAAACGAACACACAUUCUUAAGGCAAUAAAACUAGCGGGUGUAUAUUAUCUUCUGGUGCAUGUUCUUUUCUGGAAAAUGUGGUAGCUUGAGUCUCAUUAAAACACACAGUGUCUGUGAAUAAGUUGAUUCUCUCAGCCCACGUGGAAUCCGACUGUGUCCACCAGGGUCUCAUCGCCAGUGGCUGUCCGUGGGCCCCCUCGGGACCUGUGGCUUUGUCACCUUGCUCUGUUGUGUCGUGCCGGCAGCACGUAGCCAUCCAUCACCGGAAUUAGUUCUCACAACCUAGGACCAGUUUUGUACCCGACGCAUCUGAUGUUUUGAUGCCAUUGUCUUUUGUAAGGUUAAUUCAUUAAAAGUUUCAUGUACUUUG
Messenger RNA from Pteropus alecto (black flying fox), 3716 nucleotides. It is a transcript of the gene ADCY2, whose product is annotated as adenylate cyclase 2. Gene Ontology annotation, biological process: adenylate cyclase-activating G protein-coupled receptor signaling pathway; intracellular signal transduction; adenylate cyclase-inhibiting G protein-coupled receptor signaling pathway. The transcript has 26 exons. Gene Ontology annotation, cellular component: plasma membrane. The record is from RefSeq and is a predicted model, not a curated record. Lineage: Eukaryota; Metazoa; Chordata; Mammalia; Chiroptera; Pteropodidae. Gene Ontology annotation, molecular function: adenylate cyclase activity. Bases 1 to 3072 code for a protein of 1023 amino acids.